AUGGAUAACCUCCUGUCGCCCUGUUACCCCUCCCUGCUUCAUGUCACACCCUUUUCCGCCGACGGCCACCACCAGAAUCCAGCGCCCGAGUCCCUGUCCUGCGAUGCCCUAGAGAAGUGGUUGUUGGGCAACGACGACGUGCUAGACAAUGAGGAUGAAGACCACCAGGAUACAGGCUCCAGCCUGCCGCCGGCGGCGGCGGCGGCACCACUCGCGGAGAGGAAGCGGGGACGGAAGCCUGCAUCUGGCUCUCGCGCCGCCGGCACCACAAUCAACCACGUGGAAGCCGAGAAGCAGCGGCGGGACAGGCUCAACCGCCUGUUCUGCGACCUCCGGGCCGCCGUGCCCACGGUGACUCGCCUGGACAAGGCGUCCCUUCUCGCCGACGCCGUUGGCUACAUCACCAAGCUGCGCUUCCGCGUCGAGCAGCUCGAGGCCGAGACCAGGCGGCAGACGACGGCGGCCUCUCUGUCCCAGCUCUCCUUGGUUAUUGGUGGCUCCCGUCAGGAGCUGGAGGUGCGGAUGCACGGGCGGGACACCGCUGCGCUGCGCCUGAUGACUACCGCGGCGCGCCAUGCCCCCGCGCGCCUCAUGGCCGCGCUCUGCGCGCUGGACCUGCCGGUGCAGCACGCGUCCGUGUGCCGCGUGGGCGGCGUCACCGUGCAGGACGUCGUCGUGGACGUACCCGCGGCCGGGCUGCGGGGAGAGGACUGCCUCCGCACCGCACUGCUGCACAAACUACUGCAGUAG
This is a messenger RNA of Miscanthus lutarioriparius, 750 nucleotides long. The record is from the annotation of a GenBank genome assembly. Lineage: Eukaryota; Viridiplantae; Streptophyta; Magnoliopsida; Poales; Poaceae.